UGAUGGAACUAUCCAACUAUAUUUGAUAUCUAGAAUCCAAGCUUCCAUUUAUUCCCCAAAAAAGACGAUUCCCAUGAUAAAUACAAGAUCAUCAUCCAGGCUGGCCCUCUUCUAGAGUGGGUCAGUUGACAGUAAGCAAAACCAAUACCAUUACCGGUUGACUUUUUUUGGCACCCAAUUACACCUCAUUUCAUAGUAUUCACAUCAAAACCCAGAAAAUAAUAUAAAUAAUUAUCACAACAAAAACAAAAAAAAAAUAAAACCCCUGGAAUUUCUGAAUUCAUCCUUACAAUUAAAAAAAGAAAUUGUGAUUGUGAAUUGGAAUUUCAAUGCACAGUAUCCAAGGUACCCACCACCUCUAGCACCACCAAACCAGCGCCAUGAUCAACUCUUUCAAAUUCUCUCCAUUUUCUCUCUCCUAGGGUUUUCCAUUUCUUCUCUUCUUCUUCCUUCUUCCUUCUUCUUCAUCAAUGGCGUCCAAGCCAUGGCUGCAACCUGCUCCUACGUACAACCCUUUGGAAUCGUUUUGGGAUUCCGACGAAGAUGCGCCUGGUCCUCGUUGUGGUCAUACCCUUACCGCCGUCGCAGCUACCAAAUCUCAGGGUCCUCGUCUUAUUCUUUUUGGUGGUGCAACCGCCAUUGAAGGCGGCGCUUCUUCUUCCGCUCCUGGAAUCAGGUUGGCUGGGGUUACGAAUUCUGUUCAUUCCUAUGAUGUUCUUACUAAGAAAUGGGCCAGGAUUAGACCGGCUGGUGACCCGCCUUCUCCGAGGGCGGCUCACGCAGCUGCCGCAGUUGGAACUAUGGUUGUAUUUCAGGGUGGUAUAGGACCUGCUGGGCAUUCGACAGAUGAUCUAUAUGUGCUUGAUUUGACCAAUGACAAGUAUAAAUGGCAUAGAGUAGUUGUCCAAGGUCAAGGACCUGGACCUAGAUAUGGCCAUGUAAUGGACCUGGUUGCUCAAAGAUACCUCGUAACAGUCAGUGGCAAUGAUGGGAAAAGGGUUCUGUCAGAUGCUUGGGUUUUGGAUACUGCUCAAAAGCCAUAUGUUUGGCAGAGGCUUAACCCUGAAGGUGAUAGACCAUCUGCUAGAAUGUAUGCCACUGCAAGUGCUCGAUCAGACGGCAUGUUUUUGCUAUGUGGCGGAAGAGACUCAACUGGCGCGCCCCUUGCAGAUGCAUAUGGACUACUUAUGCAUAGAAAUGGUCAGUGGGAGUGGACUCUAGCACCUGGUGUUUCUCCCUCUCCAAGGUACCAACAUGCUGCGGUCUUUGUAGGCACUAGAUUGCAUGUUACUGGGGGUGCUCUUAGGGGAGGACGUGCCAUUGAAGGUGAAGCAGCUGUUGCAGUUUUGGACACUGCUGCUGGAGUGUGGUUGGAUAGGAAUGGACUGGUGACUUCUUCAAAGGGCAAUAAAGGACAAACAGAAUACGAUCCUUCCUUGGAGUUGAUGCGUCGCUGUCGGCAUGCUUCUUCUUCUGUUGGUGUUCGUAUAUAUAUUUAUGGUGGUCUUAGGGGAGAUGUAUUGCUGGAUGACUUCCUGGUCACAGAGAAUAUGGUGUCGCAGUCUGAUGAUAAUUCCCCACCACUGACAUCGGAGAGAGCUCCGAGCCUAACUGAUCCCAGAGUUAAUAUUAGUAUUUCUACGUCGCCCUCUAUAAAUGUAUCUGAUGGAAGUCAUGAAAAAAAUCUACCUUGUGUUGUAAGCCCCGGAAAAAAAUCUGUGGAUAAACUUGUGGAGGCAUCUGCUGCUGAGGUUGAAGCAGUUAGAACGGUCUGGCAGGCUGCUCAAGCUGCAUCCUCAUCUCCACCAGAUGAAUCUCCUCUGUCGCAAGGCAGCACACCUACCACAGAUACUCCUUCAGAUGGUAGUGAUGCUGAUGGUGAUGUUCGCCUCCAUCCUAGAGCAGUUGUAGUUGCUAAAGAAAUUGUAGGGAACUUAGGUGGAAUGGUGAGGCAGUUAUCACUUGACCAGUUUGAAAAUGAGAGCAGGAGGAUGAUACCUGUCACCAGUGACCAGUCAACUCUUGGCAAAAAGUUCGUGAAACCCAAGUCUCCUCAGGGUUUGCAUAAAAAAGUUAUCUCUACUUUGCUCAGACCACGAAACUGGAAACCUCCAGUAAAUAGGAAAUUUUUCUUGGAUUCUUAUGAAGUGGGUGAGAUUUGCCAUGCUGCAGAACAAAUUUUUAUGCAUGAGCCAAGUGUUCUUCAGUUGAGAGCUCCGAUCAAAGUGUUUGGUGAUCUUCAUGGACAGUUUGGAGAUUUGAUGCGAUUGUUUGAUGAAUAUGGAUUUCCUUCAACCGCUGGUGACAUUACGUAUAUUGACUAUCUAUUUUUAGGUGACUACGUUGAUCGUGGGCAACAUAGCUUAGAGACUAUUACAUUACUUCUUGCUCUGAAGAUUGAAUAUCCUGAAAAUGUUCACUUGAUACGUGGGAAUCAUGAAGCUGCUGAUAUUAACGCACUCUUUGGGUUUCGUCUUGAAUGCAUUGAGAGAAUGGGGGAAAAUGAUGGCAUAUGGGCAUGGACACGGUUUAAUCAGCUAUUCAACUAUCUUCCACUCGCUGCCCUUAUUGAGAAGAAAAUUAUCUGUAUGCAUGGUGGCAUUGGAAGGUCUAUUCAAGCAGUGGAACAAAUAGAAAAACUUGAGAGACCCAUAACAAUGGAUGCUGGUUCUAUAGUUCUAAUGGAUUUGCUGUGGUCUGAUCCCACAGAAAAUGAUAGUAUAGAAGGUCUGAGACCAAAUGCUAGAGGUCCUGGAUUAGUUACAUUUGGGCCUGACCGAGUCACAGAGUUUUGCAAAAAGAACAAACUGCAGCUCAUUAUUAGGGCCCAUGAGUGCGUGAUGGAUGGUUUUGAACGAUUUGCUCAAGGGCAGCUGAUCACACUCUUUUCUGCUACGAACUAUUGUGGGACUGCAAACAAUGCUGGAGCAAUAUUGGUUAUUGGCCGUGGUUUGGUAGUGGUUCCAAAGUUGAUUCAUCCCUUGCCACCGCCUAUGCAAUCACCUGAGACUUCUCCAGAACGUUCCAUGGAUGAUACAUGGAUGCAGGAACUCAACAUUCAAAGACCACCAACUCCUACUAGAGGUCGGCCUCAGCCUGAUCAUGACCGCAAUUCACUUGCUUAUAUUUAAUGUUGAAUGUAUGAUUUCAUCAGCAUUAUGUGCCUCUUUGCACUCAGAGUCCCUAAUUGCCAAAGCAGAUGCUUUACCAACCUUCAUUAUACACCUUACAGUGCUGUGCUGUAAGCCUCAUUUAAAUUAAAGAUUUUUAGAUACGAGUAGUAUAAAUCUCAUCCUCUGUACAUGUAGCUUCGGUAUUGUUGAAGAGUUAGUUCCAUUUUUGUUAGCAUAUGCAUUAAGCCAUAGAUACUUUGUUUUUGUAGAAUUGUAGUGUAAAGGCAGGCCAUAAGGAGAGAUACAGAAGCAGUUGAGAGAAGCUUUCCAUUUGAGUGUUCAUUAAUUGUAAAAUGAAAUCAUAUUUAUCUGUAAUUAAUUUAUUUUUAACAAGUGUAUUAUUGGCAUUUGGUGUAUGAUAUUGAAUCUGCUUUUGGUAUCAUAUAAAAAUACCAGUAUAUGAUCACUGGGUAUGUUGUGUUAUA
This is a messenger RNA of Chenopodium quinoa (quinoa), 3598 nucleotides long. Its product is annotated as serine/threonine-protein phosphatase BSL1-like. Gene Ontology annotation, biological process: brassinosteroid mediated signaling pathway. Gene Ontology annotation, molecular function: protein binding; phosphoprotein phosphatase activity. The transcript is spliced from 21 exons. Lineage: Eukaryota; Viridiplantae; Streptophyta; Magnoliopsida; Caryophyllales; Amaranthaceae. The record is from RefSeq and is a predicted model, not a curated record. The coding region runs from base 471 to 3131 and encodes 886 amino acids.